This is a messenger RNA of Rotaria sordida, 1137 nucleotides long. The record is from the annotation of a GenBank genome assembly. Lineage: Eukaryota; Metazoa; Rotifera; Eurotatoria; Philodinida; Philodinidae.
AUGAUAAAAAACUUAUUUAUUUGUAAUACUGAACAACGUAUUAUUAAUCGACUUCAUUUCAUUUUUCUUUUAUUAAUAUUAUAUUUCAUAUUUCUAUUUUCUGCUUUUAAACCAAAAUUAGUUACUGUUCAAAUAAUAAAACCAUCACUUUCGAAAUAUAAAGAUUUAUUACAAGAGCAUUCUUAUUCUCUUCAAUGCUCUUGUUCACAAAUAUCUAUUCCAUAUGAAACAUUUCUUAAUAUUGAACCUCAUUUUCAUGAUUUAUGUUCAAGUCAAUUUAUUUCUGAUGAAUGGAUUCAUUAUGUUUAUGGUGAAGGUCAUCUUUCUCGUCGAUUUUCAUUCGAUGAUUAUCGUUAUUCAGCUCCUGGACAAUUUCUUUUACUUUCUUCACUUUGUAAACUUAGUCAAGAAAAAGUAAAUCAUACUCUUUCGCGUUUAUUGACAAGUUAUUUUAUUAAUUCUCGGCUUUUAUCUGAAAAUCUUUUAAUUGAACAAAUUGAAAUAAUUCUAAAUCAACUUCAAUCAACUACAUCCAAUUCAUUUCUUAAUAUUAUUAAUUUAAUUCGUGAAAUAAUUGGUUCGAAUAUGAUUAUGAGUACAUGGAGCACUAAUUGGGAAUAUGUUACUGAAAGUGCAUUUUCUGAUUAUUUACCUGUACAUACAGCACCUGUAAGUUAUGGUGAAUGUAAUUGUGGAUUAUCAUUUAAAUGUACUCAGUCAUCAGGAGAUAUGAUGAGUGGUUGUUAUCCACUUGAAUCUAUUCUUCAAACAAAACUUUACUGUUUUUAUGAUCAAAAUUGUAUUGAUUCAAAUGGAAAUUUUACAAGUUUAAAUAUGUCAACGUUGGAAAAAAGUCAAUUUAAUUUAGAUUCAACAAUUGAAUCAAUUUUAAAUAAUUUAAUGAUUGAAGAAUAUAAAACUAAUUUAUCAUAUGAAAAUUAUUUUAAUCAAUGUCAACCAUUAUCAUGUUUAUAUACUUAUAUUAAAACUCAUGAUGUAACUCAAACAAUAAUAUCUCUCAUUUCUCUUUAUGGUGGAUUAGUUAUUAUAACUCGUUGUUUAUCAAUUAUUUUCGUUAAAAUUUAUGAAUAUAAAAAAAAUCGAAUUAAACCCGAAACUCUUCAACAAAAUACUUAA